Messenger RNA from Antechinus flavipes (yellow-footed antechinus), 1269 nucleotides. RefSeq names its product peptide YY (gene PYY). The transcript is spliced from 3 exons. Lineage: Eukaryota; Metazoa; Chordata; Mammalia; Dasyuromorphia; Dasyuridae. Gene Ontology annotation, cellular component: extracellular region. The record is from RefSeq and is a predicted model, not a curated record. Gene Ontology annotation, biological process: feeding behavior; neuropeptide signaling pathway. The coding region runs from base 414 to 884 and encodes 156 amino acids. Gene Ontology annotation, molecular function: neuropeptide Y receptor binding; neuropeptide hormone activity.
UAGAUUCUAUAUACUCACCACACCUGGUCCUUUUUUUAUUCAGCUAAGGGGAUGAGAAAGGUGGAGUGGGGAUUCCUUUUCAGAGGGACCUUCAUCAUUAUCUCUAUCAGUCUAACCCACCUCAGUUCCUAAGGAGGUAGCAACAGCAUCCUUAUCAAUGUUGGUAAAGAAGUCAGAUGAUCCUAUUAGAUGGGGAAGGAGGGACCUCCCCCUCUCAAUCACCACCUUCUUUUGCCCUCCCCCUCUCCUAAUGCCCUCUCCUUUCCCCUCCCUUCCUUCUUCUCUAGCAGUUAUAAACAAGCCCCAGGAGGAGAAAACCCCGGAGGGAGUCGGCUGGGCCCAGCAAAUAGCUUCAACCCCUACUCUUUCUUUGCUUUAUCUGCUUCUUGUUCCUAAGCUCCCAAAUUGAUACAAUGAUGACUAUUUGGAGGCCAGGGGCGAUGUCGGCUGCUCAGCUACUGGCUCUGCUGGCCUGCCUAGGGGCUCUGGUGGAGAGCUACCCCAUCAAACCCAAACCCCCGGGUCCAAAGGCCACCCCGGAGGAGAUAAAUCGCUACUAUGACUCACUACGGAAUUAUCUCAACUUAAUCACCAGGCAGCGGUAUGGGAAGAGGGAUAGCAUGAAAGCAGAAACCCAGCUAGCUGAGAUGCUCCCGACAGCAGAGGAAACCAGAACAGCAAGUCUGGGUAAAUUCACUCCCUCCUUCCCAAACCCUUUUUCCUUGCAUCCCCAUCCUCCCAACCACUAUCAAGUUCCUAGCAAGUUCCUCAAGGGCAGGGACUUGACCAGGUAUCCGUGGCACUUAACACAGGACCUCGCACAAGAUAAGAGUUCGGUAGGUUUGUUAAAAAUCUGGUGGUUUCUUUCCCUCAUUAACCUCUGAAGGGUCCUGUGGUUUUCUUUGAUUUAUUCCUUCCUUCCUUCCACAAGCAAUCAGUAAGUAACUGCAGUGUGGAUUGUGUGCUGGGCUAAGCAAAAGAGGAAAUAGAAGGCAGGUAAGACUUGGUCCAUGUCUUUUAGAAAUUAGUGGGGUCAAUCCACUGCCUCCCCUCCUUUCUCCAUUUCUCCUCUUCCCAGACCAGGAUUCUGUAUUUCUGCCGUGCUGGCUCUUGUUCCUUCCAUAUUGUCCAAUCUCCCCUGGACACUCUCAGAUGGUAAUCCAUGUUUUCUGAUUGGGUCAUUCCUCCAUCAAGGAAUCUUCUCCUCCUCCCCAGGUCCUGCCUACAUCCCCUAAAUUCUGAUUGAGAAGCUUCCUUCUUCUUCCUUCC